AUCCAUUUUUCUUAUCACUCCCUCAAUGCUAAACCCAGGGAGAAUGAACACUCUCUUCUUCCAAUCUCCCUCUCAGAUUUCAUCACCUGAAACUCCCAACAUUAUCCCUCAAAACAAAAUUCAAACUGUACCCAAUCACAAACCCAGAAAUGUUUCUUGGGUUUCUUCUCUGCCUUCCUGCCAACUGAUCCUUCACAAAUCUCUUCCUUUGGCUGUUGCUCUGCUUCUCUCUGCGAGUCCAGCUAAAGCAGGACUUAUGUCUGGAUUUUCUGGGCUGGAAUCAAUACCUGGUCCCCAGAUUCCUCAAAUUGAUUUUCUUAACCGGUUCAAUGAAGAAAACCAGAAGAAGUACGCGGAAAAUGAUGCGAGAUUCAAAUCGUCUCCCAUACUUAAGGAGCUACUAGAACGAUCCAAGCAGAACAAAGAGAAGAAUCGUCAGCAAGUGCUUGAUAAGUACUGCAUUCGCGGAGCAGAAUGGGGUGUUGGAGAUUGUUCAGCAGAGGGAAUGUCGCCUGAGGAAAGAGAGAAGUUCAUUUCUAUGCUAAAAGAGAAAGCUGGAAUGAAAUAAUUCAAGCCACUUUCAGUAAAUACUUUUUUUUUUUUUUUAAUAUAAUCCUGUGUGCACUUUUAGCAUUCUCUUUUAUAAAUCUCUUGAAAUACUACUAGAUUUUAUUUAACAAUCUCUUGGGAUA
Molecule: messenger RNA, 692 nt
Organism: Manihot esculenta (cassava)
Lineage: Eukaryota; Viridiplantae; Streptophyta; Magnoliopsida; Malpighiales; Euphorbiaceae
Exons: 4
Coding region: 26-568 (180 amino acids)
Source: RefSeq, a predicted model, not a curated record